GGAAAAAGAAAGUGGAACUGGAAAGUCUCAUUUGGUUGCAACGUAAUGUUUUGAGGAAAAAUGUAAGUGCCUGGUCGAUUGCAGCUGAGAAAAACCGCAAACAGAAGAGUUUAAGAGACCCAUGUAAUAUUAUUUCACUCUUUCUAUUUUGUAUCUGGCCAUGUCUUUUUUGUCGUCAUCAGUUUAGUCGCAAAUAGACCACGACUAAAGAUUCGAGGAAAAUGAUAGAAAUUAUUUUUUAAGGAUCGAAAUGAAUAUUCUCUUAAAUAAACUCGUGCGUAUUUUUUUAUUCUCUUGCAUCAUAGCUAAUGUGGAUAAAAAAUUAACAUGAAAGCCUCAGCGUCUCAUCUUUGAUCUUGAAAGUCAAAACGAAUUUCUCGGAGAGUUCUAGGUUCCAAAUCGAGCUCCAUCGAAAAUCUACUGUGUGCGUGAGCUUGGUGGGCAUUAAAUCAAAUAUCGAGAGUCAAACAUCUUUCUAUUGGUGUGGAAUUGAACUUUGGCUGAAAAGAUGCUGACUUGGCUAUCAUCCUCUUCGUCUGACCACGGCUGAAAAUUGAGUAGCCCGUGUCUGAAUAGCCCUCAUGCUACUUCAAAGCAGAAGAUUAUUCUAAUUAAACCAAACAAGAAAGAGUAUCGGAAUAUGAUAAUAAAAUAAAUCGAAUUCGAAAUCGCAGUCACAUGACAAGCAUGAUUCAGCAUUUCCCGUACAGCACAAUGUCUGGGCUAAAAGCAUGGCUUCAUAUUUUCUUUCCAGGCACAAGACGAGAAGUGGACUUAAAAGUCAAUCGGAGAGGUGCGUUUGCCGUUUAUCACUUGAGCAGAAAGUGAUUCCUUAAACCACUAUCACAAAUUUAUAACAAGCUUGGAAAAGAAGACCUUAGACUCAGGAGUAAUCCUGUGAAAUCAUUUUCAGUUGGUGGAAAAAUCCUUGGAAAACAUUCAUUUCCAGUAUUAACAUCUUUUCUCCGUGAAUUAAAACCAGUGUACAAAGAUAACAGGUUUCAAAGAAUUGUUUGGCUGGGAUUAGUAAAUUUCUUAUCUUUAUUAUUACUUCUAAGCUGGUGCAAUGUUACUGAAAGUAUGGGUCUGCUAUCAUAUACAUAUCUUAUUUUCUUUGACACAUUAUGCUUGUGCAUUUGUGCUCUCAGUAUAUGGGUUGAACAGAAGAAACCCAAUGCCCAUUACACAUUUGGGUAUGAAAGAUUAGAAGUUCUAGCUGUUUUUGUAUCAACAACAUUCACAUUAGUUAACUCCAUUUUUAUAAUCAGAAGGAGUAUUUGGAGGUGGAUUCAGCAAGCUCAAAUACACACAGGUCUGUUGAUUCCUGGAAUUGUAUUAGCCUUUUUAUGUCAUAUGCUGAUAACAUAUUGCAUGAAAAAUAAAGGCCUAAAUUUAGUUAUUUGUGCUUCUGAUUCAAGCUGGCUUCAGAAUCGGAUGUCAUUUUUUAAUCAGAGCUUAAGCCAUGUUGUUCCUGGUGUGACAACCAACUCAUGGCCCCGGUUUAAUCCAUUCUCCUUGUUAGGAUGUACAGCUGGGGGAAUUUUAGUAUUAACUACAUUUCUGGUUGAUAUUUUUAAUUACCACAGUGCUGAUGCUUUAGCUGGUAUUUUCAUCUCAUUCCUAAUCUGCCUCACAAUGUAUCCUCUGAGUGCCUACAGUGGGAAGAUACUUUUACAAGGAACACCUCCACAUGUUAAAGAUUUAUUGGAUAAAUGUCUGAGAGAAGUGUCAACAUUGGAUGGUGUUCUUGAAUUUAGAAAUGAGCAUUUCUGGUUGUUAGGAUUUGACAAAAUAGUUGGUACUAUACAUGUGCGGAUACGUAGAGAUGCAAAUGAGCAAAUUGUCUUGUCACAUCUAUUGAAUAAGUUAUCAUCAAUGGUUACUGAUAUAACUAUACAGAUUUUCAAAGAUGAAUGGACUUGGAGUAGUGGUACUAGACAAAUUCUUGGUGAUCAUUUCUUGAAAUUUCCCACAGGAAGUGAGUCUUAUUCAUUACCAACAACAGUCACCACAUCAGUUUCCAGUACUGAAAAGGAAGUUAUUUUAAACCCUAAUUUGUCUUACAAGAAUUCUUAUGCGUCUGCAUAUACUGCUCCUAGUACUAAAACCCAUGAUUCCAAGAAAACACCUGGUAGCUAUGCUACCAUUCCCUUACCACCAUCUUUAUCUUCAUCUCAUUCUCCCAAAUCACCAGUGCAAGAAUAUUCAAUAGAUAUGACUUCUGAGGCAAAUCUUGCGCAAACUCAUGCAUCCUACGAUACCAGUCCUCACUCAGUUCGUCAAGUCCCUUAUAGUUUGCAGAGUGUGUCAAGUACAAAUAAGUAUAACAGAGAGCUUACAAUAAAUCCUCUUUUUACUUCUAAAUCAGAUUAUGUGAAAUAUAAGAGUUGAUAUAGUCAUAUUUUACUUUUAAUAGCAACAUUUUAACAUUCUUUCUCUAGAGACAUUUCUGGGAAAUGAUUGUCUUUUUGGACUCUCUAAAAACAAAAGGUCAGAUUUUGUGAAAUAUUCUUUUUGAGAUUUGUGUACAUAUCCUUGGUCAAAGACAGUGCUUUAGGUUUACUAUGAAAAUAAAUUUAUCUUAACUAUAGUCAUAUUCUUUAGUUUUGUUUUUAUAAGGUAAAAGUGUGUUUAUGUGUAUAUAAAAUGAGACAAGUUAAUGUUUCUGAGUUUUAUAUAUUGAAAGUUUUUAGUUUGCAGGUUUUGUGUAAAUGUGAUGCCCUAUUUAUCUUUUUUUUUUUUAUAUGAUUUAUGGGCCAUGUGCGCUUUUUUUUUUUUUCACUUCUGCUUUUUAUAGUAUUUAAAUUGUUUCUUCAUUUUUAAAAUAAAUAUUAUUUUAAAUGAAGGUUUCUAGAAACAUUUUUAAAGCUUGUUAAGCAUUAAUAUACUUUAUUAUUUUUGUUAUAUUUAAAGAUUUAUAGUAUGGAAAAUUUCAUGAAAUAGUCUAGGGAUAUACAUGUUUACAUUUUGAAUGUUUAUCAAGAAUCUUUCAAUAAUUGUUAAUUUCUGUCAACUUAAUCUGCAUUAUUUUUAUAAAUAAUCUUAAGAAAAUACUAGAAUUGCUUAUUGUGAAUUUAGCAUUUGAAAUCUGUCUUUUUUGUAUUCUGAUUAAAUUUUGUUUAUAAAUCAAAUGUAGUUCGUAAUUUAUAUUUUAAAUGCUCUAAGUUUUAUAAUCUCUUAAAUUUUUAUAGAUAAAAGGCAAAAUUUCUUUUCUGCUAUGCAGAUAGUUCUAAAAAGAAAUGCAUGAGUUUAAAAUAAUACUUUGCUAUAAUUUAACUUCAGAAAUAACAUGUAUAACUUGUCUUGUUAUUUAACUGUAUUUUAUUGUGAUGUAAAACUUAAUAUAAUAAGUACCAAUUUUACAUCUUAAGAAAUAAUUAUAUAUAAAUUAUGGAAAAAAGGUUUCAAAAUUAAUUUUUAAAAAUCUGAAUCAAACUUAUAAAAUCAAUUGUUUUGUGAAAUCUUAAGUGCACUGAAAAUACUGUUCUGAAGUGCCGCAUUGUAAAUCUACUUAGGACUUUUGUGAUGAAAUAUUUCAUUUUUUAUUUGUGAAAUUUAAGAUUAAAAUAGUGAGAGCCUUUAAUAAAAAAAUUAUUUUUGUAUAUUUUUGUGUGAAUAGGCAGAUGUUUGCAUUUUUUUUUUAUAUCCACAAAUGUUUUUGGCUAUUUAUGUGUUGUGCAAGAUGCUCAAUUUAUUGCCAAUUAUAUGCAUGAAUUGUAUGAUUUUUCUUUCAAUUAGAUUAUCAUAAUGUAUAUAUUUGUUCAAAAUCAAAUUAUUUUUAAUAAUCUAAAUUUUUUAUGCUUACAUUUCAUGUUGUAUAUCAAUAUAACAUGCACAUCAUAAUAGGUUUAAAUAAAUGUUGAACAACAUGCAAUGGCCUUGUAUCUUAUAUGUAGCACUUUAAAAUGAUCUUUAUAAAUGUUAAUCAUAACUGGUUUUACAUCAUGUGUGCAUUUGUUUUGUUAUACCACAUGAUUUUUUUCUGUUUUUAAUAAUUACUUGAUUUUCUUACAACAUAAAUAAUGUGAACAUCUUAUCUGUGAUUAUGUUAAGGAAUCUAUAUAUUUAAAUAGUUUAUAUUUCUCAGAUUUUAUACAUAAAAUAUAUAAUUUAAAACAAAAUGCUUUAGAAUAUUUGGAAAAAUUAUUGUGGCAACAACAUUUCAUACACACUAGUUGAUUAUACUGGGGUAGGUACUAACUUUUUCUUUGAACUUUAGUAGUGUGUCAAAAUUUAAUUUUUAAUGGAAUGAUGUUGAUGAAGGCAAAAGCACAAUUUGAUUGUGGUUCCAUGAAACAAAAUAAAGUAUUUCUGAACAUGGGGAAUUUAGGCAACCUUAUGGAUGUUUGCCAUACUAGUUUGUAAAAUUGAAACAUUGAAGACUUAGAUGACAUAUGUUGUGUCUAAUAUUACAGAAUAAAUGUUGAACAACAUGCGGUGAUCUUGGUAUUCUUCAAACUACAAAAGAUACAUAUAUUGAAAUUUGCUACAAUAAUUGGCCUCAUUGCAAAUUCAAUUAUGAUAUUUACAAUUUCAAAAAUAUAUAUUUAAUAUUUUGUUUUUUAAAUUAGGGGAAGAUCUUAUGUUUAUGCACCUUGUAUAACAUAGCAUGCUUCAUAGAAUAUUGUUGAUAUUAAAUAAAAUUAAAAACAUCUAACUGUUUUGUUAUUUUGACAAAUCAACAUUUUUGAUUAAAAGAUUUAUUUUGAUAUUUUUCAUUUAUGCUAUUUCUGCUUGUGUAAAGAAAAUUAAUAAAACUCUACAGUGUACAAAUAUACACAUUAUGUUAAUCACCUAUUUUCUUAUGUGGUUUGUAGUCAGUUGCAUAUUUUUGUAUUAGUUAGAAUUUUCCUUCAGAGGCAGUUAUUUUCAACAAAUCUUUGUGACAUGAAACUAUCCUCAUUGCUUCAUUCCCUUUGUAAUAUGAAUUAUUGCAAAUGAUUUAAAUGAAUUCAUAUUUGCACAACAUCAUUUGUUAAAAUGAUGUUAUUUCAUUUGUUGUGUCACAGAUUGUAUUGCAUUAAAAAUGCUUAAUUUGCAUUAUUUUUUUUAAUUUAAAACUUUUUAAAGUGAAAUUUAGGUUGCAUUAAUUUUUUUUUAACUUUAAAAUAUACAAGAAAAUGCUUUUUCACUGUUUUUUCUUUUAUUGUUUUUAUUCAUUUUAAUUUUUACUUCGGUUAAAAAAAUAUAAAUGAUAUAUAUAAUUGUAUUAAAAGUGUGAAUGGUGUUUCGCCUAUUAUCUAUUGCCAAAAAAAUUUUAUUGGGAAAUAAAACUAUACAUUUAUAAAAGAACUCUAUUUUCAUAUUUGCAUUAGGAAUUUAAUAGGAGGCAAUGCUGUCGUUUCUUCCUAUCCCCUCUAAUUUUUUAAUGGAGUGGGUAGGUAAUUUUUAUUUAUUUAAAUGGGGGAGGGGGGCUAAUGUAUUUUUUGUAAAACAGAAACCUAGACUAUAUUUAACUAGUGCAUAAUGUGGUAAUUAUAAUUAUAAUUUUAAAGGCAAAAUUUUAUUGCCAGCCUAGGACACUCUAAAACUUCGAGUGAUUCUGUAAACAUGGAUUAAUAAUACAUUAGAAUCACUUUGCUGUAUUUGUUUCUAUUGUUGUUUGAUGCUUCAGUACUUAAAAGUAACAAUCUUUUCAUUCAUUAUAAUACCAGGGAAAGUUAUAUUUUCUUCAUUUUCUGUUAGGUGUAAAGUUUUCUCUUGGAUUCCUUUGAUUUUUAUGUCUAUUGAAAGAAAUUUUGAUUUUUUUCAACAUUAAUAAUAAUAAAGUAUCAGAGGUAUUAAAUGUGCUAUGCUUCACUUAUAUUUAUUAGACAGUAUUAUUAUACAGACUGUUAACUGUGGUGCUCUCUAAAAUAGGUAUUUAAUAUAAGUAAAAUAAGUAAGUAAUAAUAAUUUUUAGUAGAAGUGAUUAACACAAUUGAUAUAAAAUUUUAAUAAUAAUAACCUGCUUUUAAAUUGACAAAAAAUACUAGAAAGUAA
Molecule: messenger RNA, 5982 nt
Organism: Argiope bruennichi
Lineage: Eukaryota; Metazoa; Arthropoda; Arachnida; Araneae; Araneidae
Product: zinc transporter 6-like
Exons: 14
Coding region: 1081-2391 (436 amino acids)
Biological process (GO): transmembrane transport; monoatomic cation transport
Cellular component (GO): membrane
Molecular function (GO): monoatomic cation transmembrane transporter activity
Source: RefSeq, a predicted model, not a curated record